AUGGCAAAGAAGAAAAAAACCACCACAGGUCAUAAUAAUAUAACUGCUGAAGAAGCUGGUCGAGAAUUUGGUGUUUCUGUUCGAGAAUUAGAAAAAUUAAUGCAAACACGAGGACAUGAUGGUGUUAUAGAACUUAAUGAAAUAUAUGGUGGUCUUAGUGGUCUUGGACAAAAGCUCAAAACAAAUUUAAUAACUGGUUUAUCCGAUGAUGAAAAUGAUAUAUCAAUACGUGUAACUGCAUUUGGUAAAAAUGAAAUUCCACCAAAACCACCAAAAACAUUUUUUCGUCUUAUGUUUGAUGCACUUCAAGAUGUUACACUUAUUAUACUUAUUAUCUGUGCUGUCAUAUCAUUUGCUUUAUCAUUUUAUCAUCCAGCUGAAGAAACAUUUAUAGCUGAAACUAGACCGAAAGAAGCAAAUGUUGAAUGGAUUGAAGGUGCAGCAAUUAUUAUAGCUGUAAUUGUUGUUGUUCUAGUAACGGCAUUUAAUGAUUGGACAAAAGAACAACAAUUUCGUGGUCUUCGUUCAAAAAUAGAUUCCGAUAAAAAAUUUAAUGUUAUUAGAGAUAAUGUAGUACGACAAAUUCCAACAGCAGACAUUGUUGUUGGUGAUAUAUGUCAAAUUAAAUAUGGAGAUGCAUUACCAGCUGAUGGUGUUGUUGUACAAUCAAAUGAUCUUAAAGUUGAUGAAUCAUCAUUAACAGGAGAAUCAGAUUUAGUUAAAAAACAUGAAUCAAAAGAUCCAUUUCUUCUUUCAGAUACAAAUGUUAUGGAAGGUAGUGGAAAAAUGUUAGUAUUGGCUGUUGGUGUACAUAGUCAAAAAGGAUUAUCAAUGAAAUUGUUAGGUGCAACUAAAGAAGAAAGUAGUGAUGAUAAAAAACCAGCUGUUGAUAAAAAACAAAAUGCAACGGCUAAUAAUCAUGAUGCAACUGAAUUACAAGAAGUUUUACCUGAUAAUGCUAAACAAAAAGAUGAUAAUGAUGAUUCAGAACGUCAUAAUAUUACAGAACGAUCAAUUUUACAAGCAAAAUUAACAAAAUUAGCUAUUCAAAUUGGUUAUGCAGGAAUGACAAUUGCUAUUUUAACUGUACUUGUUCUAUUAAUUCGAUUUUCUGUUGAAGAAUUUAUUCAACGACGUGAACGAUGGAGUAGUAAAUAUUGGAAUCGAAUUGUACGAUAUUUAAUAACAGGUAUAACAGUAUUAGUCGUUGCUGUACCUGAAGGUUUACCAUUGGCUGUAACAAUAUCAUUAGCUUAUGCUGUUAAAAAAAUGAUGUUAGAUAAUAAUUUAGUUCGUCAUUUGGAUGCAUGUGAAACAAUGGGUAAUGCAACAGCAAUAUGUUCAGAUAAAACAGGAACAUUAACAACAAAUCGUAUGACUGUUGUACAAGUAUAUGUUGGUGAAAAACAUUGGAAAAAUGUUGAAAAUCCAGUUAAAGCCAAAGAAAUGGUAAUACCGGCUACAAUAAAAGAAGUUAUUUUUGAAGGUAUAUCUAUUGAUAGUAGUUAUUCAUCAAAAUUAUUACCUCCAGUUGAAAGAGAAACAUUACCAAGACAAAUUGGAAAUAAAACUGAAUGUGCUCUAUUAGGUUUUGUUGGUACACUUGGUGGAAGUUAUGAUGAAAUACGUAUAAAUUAUCCUGAAGAAAGAUUUGUUCAUGUUUAUACAUUUAAUUCUGUAAGAAAAAAUAUGUCAACUGUUAUACGUCGACCUGAUACAACUGUACGUUUAUAUACAAAAGGUGCAUCAGAAAUAAUAUUAAAAAAAUGUAAAACAAUAUUAAAUCGUAAUGGAGAUAUUGUACAAUUUUCAAAUGUUGAUUAUGAUCGUCUUGUACAAACAGUUAUUGAACCAAUGGCAUGUGAUGGUUUACGUACAAUAUCUAUUGCAUAUAGAGAUUUUUCAUUAAAUGAUUUACCUGAUUGGGAUGAUGAAGCAAAUGUUGUUGAUCAAUUAACAUGUGUAUGUAUAUGUGGUAUUGAAGAUCCUGUACGACCUGAAGUACCUGAUGCUAUAGCUAAAUGUCGAAGUGCUGGUAUAACAGUACGUAUGGUUACAGGUGAUAAUGUUAAUACAGCUCGAUCAAUAGCACUUAAAUGUGGUAUUAUAUCACCAAAUGAUAGUUUUCUUGUACUUGAAGGAAAAGAAUUUAAUCGACGUAUAAGAUCAACACCAGAUGGAGAAGUUGAACAAAAUUUAUUUGAUAAAGUUUGGCCACAAUUACGUGUAUUAGCUCGUUCAUCACCAUUAGAUAAAUAUGUAUUAGUUCGAGGUAUAAUUGCAUCAAAAAUAAAUCCAACACGUGAAGUUGUUGCUGUUACCGGUGAUGGAACAAAUGAUGGACCUGCUUUAAAAAAAGCUGAUGUUGGUUUUGCUAUGGGUAUACAAGGUACUGAUGUAGCAAAAGAAGCAUCUGAUAUUGUACUUGUUGAUGAUAAUUUUAAUUCAAUUGUCAAAGCUGUUAUGUGGGGUCGUAAUGUAUAUGAUUCUAUAUCAAAAUUUCUUCAAUUUCAAUUAACUGUUAAUGUUGUUGCUGUAUUUUGUGCUUUUAUUGGAGCAUGUAUUGUUAAAGAAUCUCCAUUGCGUGCUGUACAAAUGUUAUGGGUUAAUUUAAUUAUGGAUACAUUAGCAUCAUUAGCACUUGCAACAGAAGUACCAACAGAAGAAUUAUUAACACGUAAACCAUAUGGACGUACACGACCAUUAAUAUCUCGUACAAUGAUGAAAAAUAUUCUUGGUCAUUCUAUUUAUCAAUUAUGUGUUAUGCUUUUUAUUUUAUUUGCUGGACCUAAAGUAUUUGAUAUUGAUGAUGGUCGUCCAGUUGAUAGUGUAUUUAAACCAUCUGAACAUUUUACAAUGAUAUUUAAUGUAUUUGUAUUAAUGACAUUAUUUAAUGAAAUAAAUUGUCGAAAAAUUCAUGGUGAAAAAAAUGUUUUUCGUGGAAUAUUUACAAAUCCUAUUUUUUGUGGUAUAUGGAUUGUAACAUUUGUUGUACAAAUACUUCUUGUUCAAUAUGGUUCAUUUGCAUUUUCUUGUGUUGCAUUAACAUUUGAACAAUGGAUGUGGUGUUUUCUUUUUGGUGUUACAGUUCUUGUAUGGAAUCAAAUAGUUAAUUUAAUACCGGUGACACGUCAUAUGCCAAAAUGGGGUGCAGGUGAAGUAUAUGAUCAAACAUCACCUAUUGAUAUAGGUCCAGAAGGACAAUCAAGACCAGGAGCAAGUCUAACAAAAGGACAAAUACUUUGGUUAAGAGGAAUAACACGUCUUCAAACACAGAUUGCUGUAGUCGAUGCUUUUUAUCAACCACCAAUAACUAAUCAACCAAUAUUAUCCACGACAUUCAAAGAAUCAAGAUCGAAUACUUUAAAUAAUAUUGGAACAGAAUUAGAGUAA
This is a messenger RNA of Rotaria sp. Silwood1, 3393 nucleotides long. Lineage: Eukaryota; Metazoa; Rotifera; Eurotatoria; Philodinida; Philodinidae. The record is from the annotation of a GenBank genome assembly.